Messenger RNA from Salmo salar (Atlantic salmon), 5745 nucleotides. RefSeq names its product E3 ubiquitin-protein ligase TRIM37. Gene Ontology annotation, biological process: protein autoubiquitination; protein monoubiquitination; aggresome assembly. Lineage: Eukaryota; Metazoa; Chordata; Actinopteri; Salmoniformes; Salmonidae. Gene Ontology annotation, molecular function: zinc ion binding; ubiquitin protein ligase activity; tumor necrosis factor receptor binding. Gene Ontology annotation, cellular component: aggresome; ESC/E(Z) complex; peroxisomal membrane. The record is from RefSeq and is a predicted model, not a curated record.
UGAAGCAAUCUCUGAAGAGCUCGCGAUAAACAUGGAAAUGGUCUCCAAUGGUGAUAUGAUAUGUAGCUGCAGCAGAUUAUAGCCUGCAUCAUGGAAGAAAAACAAAUGUAGCCACGGGUUGCAAAAACGAUGCUAGUUUUGCCUGCAAGCGUAUCAUUUAAUGAAGCCUGUCUACUGUAUGAAUUUGAUAUUUACAGUGGAGGCAAUUUAGCUGUCUGUCAAUUGGGCUGCUAGCUAGUGAUGGGCCAUGUUAGCGCGAUGCUUAAUGCUAACUCGUUUGUUAUACAGUAGAUGUUAGGAAUCAGGCUAGUUGACGCUACCAAUUUCACACAUCCAAAAUAAUAGUGGAACAUUGCGUGUAUUAUCAGAGAUGUUAUCAAUGCCUUUCUGAAGAAAGAAGAAAUAGCUAGCUAAGCCAGCUAGCAUCUGAGAAGGUAUUGGAUUGAGAUUUCACCCAAUUUCCUCCAUUUGAAGAAAAGCAUACUGGCUGAGAUGGAUGAACAAAGUGUUGAGAGUAUUGCGGAGGUGUUCCGCUGUUUCAUUUGUAUGGAGAAGCUGCGGGAUGCUCGGCUCUGCCCCCACUGCUCCAAACUCUGCUGCUUCAGCUGCAUACGGCGCUGGUUGACUGAGCAGAGAGCCCAAUGCCCACACUGUCGGGCACCACUGCAGCUGCGGGAGUUGGUGAACUGCCGCUGGGCUGAAGAGGUUACCCAGCAGCUGGACACCCUGCAGCUCUGCAAUCUCUCCAAACACGAGGAGAACGACAAGGACAAGUGUGAGAACCACCAUGAGAAACUCAGUGUGUUCUGCUGGACCUGUAAGAAGUGCAUCUGCCACCAGUGUGCUCUGUGGGGAGGCAUGCAUGGCGGCCACACCUUCAAGCCUCUGGCUGAGAUCUACGAGCAGCACGUGUCCAAGGUGAACGAGGAGGUGGCCAAGCUCCGCCGCCGCCUCAUGGAGCUCAUCAGCCUGGUGCAGGAGGUGGAGAGGAACGUGGAAGCAGUGCGAGGGGCCAAAGACGAGCGAGUGCGAGAGAUACGUAAUGCAGUAGAGAUGAUGAUUGCCCGUCUCGACAACCAGCUCAAAAACAAACUCAUCACCCUCAUGGGUCAGAAGACCUCCCUCACCCAAGAGACUGAGCUACUGGAGUCUCUCCUGCAGGAGGUGGAACAUCAGCUACGCUCCUGCAGUAAGAGCGAGUUGAUCUCCAAGAGCCCAGAGAUCCUGCUGAUGUUCCAGCAGGUUCACCGCAAGCCCAUGCAGUCCUUUGUCACCACUCCAGUCCCCCCAGACUUCACCAGUGAGCUGGUUCCUGCCUAUGACUCAAGCACUUUUGUUCUGGCCAACUUCAGCACCCUGAGACAGAGGGCAGAUCCCGUCUAUAGCCCCCCACUCCAGAUAUCUGGCAUCUGCUGGAGACUCAAGGUUUAUCCAGAUGGCAACGGUGUGGUGCGCGGCAACUAUCUGUCCGUUUUCUUGGAACUAUCUGCAGGACUCCCUGAAACGUCAAAAUAUGAGUACCGCGUGGAGAUGGUCCACCAGGCCUCCAGCGACCCCACUAAGAACAUCAUCAGGGAGUUUGCAUCAGACUUUGAGGUGGGGGAGUGCUGGGGCUACAAUCGCUUCUUCAGACUGGACCUGUUGGCCAGCGAGGGCUACCUCAACAUGCAGACUGACACCCUGGUCCUCAGGUAUCAGGUGCGUUCGCCCACCUUCUUCCAGAAGUGCAGAGACCAGUACUGGUACAUCAGCCAGCUGGAGUCAGCCCAGUCCAGCUACAUCCAGCAGAUCAACAACCUCAAAGAGAGGCUGGCCAUUGAGCUGUUCCGUAGGCAAAAGUCUGGCAGCUCGUCCCCUCCUGACCGGCGCCUGGGCCCCUCGACCUCGGAGAGAGACUCCCGCUCAGGGAAAGGUCCCGUGGCUGAGGACGGCUGCCAGACCACUGCCACCGAGACCAAAGAGGAAGAGGAGGAGGAGGAGAAGACCCAGCACGAUGACUCCAAUGAGCUGUCUGACGGGGACUUGGAAGUGGACUGUCUGACGGGGGACGAGGAGGUGAACCCUCUGGACGGUAGCAGCACCUCGGGCAGCUCCACGGCAACGAGCAACACAGAGGAGAACGACAUCGACGAGGAGACCAUGUCUGGGGAGAAUGAUGUGGAGUUCAGUGGGAACCUGGAGAUGGAGGAGGGAGAACUGCCUGACGAUGUGGCAGGGGCAGCAGGAGGCUCUAACCAUGGGGCCAGGUGUCUGAGGCGUGGUGGAGGUCUCUCCUCCACUGGCAGCAACAACAGUCUGCUGGAGAUUGACCCAGUCAUCCUCAUCCAGCUACUGGACCUGAAGGAACACAGCAACGUGGAGUCACUAUGGGGCCUACAGCCCAGACCCCCUGCUUCCCUGUUGCACAGCCAAGUCCAAGUCCAGUCCAGAAAGGAGCGGGGCGAGCGCCGGCCUCAGGCAGUGAGGAGGGGAGCCCCAGACUCAGGGGUCCUGAUCCGGCUCAAGGCCCAGAUGGCUGAGGUGCGCAGUAAGAUGACGGAUGUCAAGUUUCAGCUGGAGGCGCGGGGGGAGGUCAGGGCAGGACCCUCUGGCGGAGCCACAGGGGAACAGGGGCCCUCUUACCACGCAGACUCAGACUUGGGACCCAGCAGAAAGUCCACAGAGCUGGAUCUGAUGGGGAAAGGUCCUGGGGCCUCCAGACACUGUCGGUCUGGUAGCUGGGGAGCUAUCGACUGCUCAGUCAGAUGUUCAUCCAGCUGUGAUGCUGUGGUUUGUGUGGCAGGAGGGAAGAAGGCCUUGUCUCCCAAGCAGGAGUGCAGUGGGCUGGGCCUGAGGAGAGCUACAGACGGAGUGGAGAAGGAGUCGAGAGGCCAGAGCGGUGAAGAGUUGUCCACCCCCAACGGAUCAGAAGGAGCCCUGAAGCCACACAGCAUGCAGAGCUCCCCUCCUUCUCUGGGCAGCUCAUCGUCCUGCUCCGACAGCAAGCCCUGCAUUUCCAAACACGACCAGGAGCAGCUCUACGGGGCCGACCUGUACGCUCUGGGGGGCCUCAACGGCAUCUCCACCUCCACCAUAGCACGACCCAGGACCCAGCCCAUGGGGUCCGGCCUGCUGACGGACAGCUCUCUGGACUGUGACUUGGAGGAGACGGCUGAGGUCCGCCAGUCACUGCUCUCCCUGGCAGAGGGACCCUCUUCACACCCUGACGAAAGUCAUCUUGUCCAUAAGCAGACGGUGGUGCUGCUGCCAGGUAUGAGCAGUGACAGUGAGAUCGACUGUGACACGGAGAACGAAGAUGAGGUGGUGGCCCUGGAGGCUGGAGACUGUCGUUAUGAUGCCCAAACACUGCCCUGUGCAGGGGCCCAGUUGAACUCUGACGACCUGUGCUUCACCACAGGAGAGAACACCGAGAGGUGAUUCCCCUCCAUCAUGGCGUCCACAGCCGGUCUAAACAGCAGUGUAUAUAACUUUAAUGUACACAAGCACUUGUGUAGACAUUUGCAUGCAGUCAUUCUCGUCACCGGCAACCCCAAAUGCAAUGAGAAUGCUACAACUCACUAAGUGAGCACCUUGAUGAUGACUGCAAAAUAUGUAAAUAUAUUUGAUCACUUUUAUUAAUCUCCAUUUAUAUUUAAAUGUAAAUUGGAUUAAAUAUGAGUUAGAAUGAGGCGAGGAACAAUAUAUUUGCGAGAGACAUUCUUUAGGCUGUCGUUGUGAAAAGUAAAAUAGUAACAUUUUAUCAUAUGUAACUAACCUCAUGGUUGAUGUUUGCAACGUCUAAAUAUUCUGAUUGGGCUUUGGUCUGGACAUCGUGAGCUCUGGGGAAUUUUGAGAAAUAAGCACAGUGCACCUGCUUCACAACAGAAAGAGAACCUUAAAAUCUCUCUGCCUUUCUGAUUCAAUGAGGUGCUAUUGAUGUGUUUGUGUGGAGGAGCACAGUCAGGUAGGCAUCACACAGUGCUGUAAUGAACACCCCAUUCUUGAAAACAGUCUGAGCGAACGCCUUGAAGUGGACGCAUUUAGUACCUUUAUUCCUGUAUCACCAUUGACUUAAAACUUGUUAGGAAGUCCCUUUCUGUGCAAAUCUUAUCAAUGCAAACUACUGUAUUUCGUCUGCUACCCCCGGUAGAUUGGAGUUGCUUGCCCCCCAGUAAAUCUUUCAGAACAAGAACCAGUUUUGCUGCUGUGUAGACACAUUGAAGGAUGUAUCAAUGGUACAUCCUUCUCUGGCAUGUGUAAGAGAUCGCUACCUUCUGAAUGUGUAUUGAGUAGUUUCUUAGUAGAGAAAUAGGCAUGACUCUUGCUCACAGUAGUGGAUUUUGACCGAAUUGAUUAUUCACACUGAACUUUCUUGGUUGACAGUCUGGGCUUCAAGUACUUUUUAACCUGAUCUCGUAAUUUAACAUCAAAGCUGAUGUACCUUAUCCGUACAUACAGGGUUCUUUCUUUCACCAGUAAGUGUUUUCUGCAGCCCUUGUCAAAUCAAGAUGAGCUCUGUAACAUAGGCAUGUAUGUAGGUGGUGUUUUUGAGUUUUCUGCCCUGAUGCUAUCUUAACUCUUUUUCUGUAUUGUGUGCGCAACUCCUCCCAGUUCAGCUAUUCUGCUCGUCUUUGAAAAAAUGGGUCCAUGAAAAUUCACACAUUUUCACUUCUAUGAAGCAGAUGUAAUUUCAUUUUCAACUUGGUGGAUUCCUUUCUCUUUUCAAAAAAUGGACCCAAAUGUCACAUUCUGUCGUCUUGAUUCUAGAUUAUUUUAUUUUGCUUGUUUUCUGGGCAAAAUUUGACCAAGGCAAUAUUUGGAAAGUCAUUUGUUUGACAGAGACGUGUAAAUAAGUGUUUUGUACAAAGGCUUCCCAACAGUGAUGUAAAGUGUUCUGUUCUUUAAAGCAUGUCAUUAGAGCGAUUUUCAUUCAAUAUCCUUUUUACCCAUCAGAGGGUGCCAACUCUUCCUUGUAGUUGAGCUUUGCUGUGUGACCGUGGACCAUUUUAUUUACACAGUAACAUUUUAUUAUUUUCAACCCUUGAAAAGCAAUCUGACGACCACACUAGCAUCCACAUGGACAUCAUAGCAGAAACUGUACUCUUUGUACCAUGGAGAACAAUGAACAUUGACAGACUUUCUUCAUUGAAAUGUACACUGAAGAGGUGACCCAACUGAAUCUGUAAACAUUUCUAUCCCUUGAAAGGGAGAUGUGUAAGGUGUCUCGAAGUAUACUGGUGUGCAUUGACUAAUAAGGAAAUAUGUUCUAAAUGCCUGAAUGGAGAGCUCUGGUUUACACUAUAAAUAUCUUCAUUCAGCUGUAGGAUGCCUGAUGUUUACCCCCAGCUGCACAGCCUCCUAAUGUUCCAUCAUGUGUGCCUAAAACCGCAUGGCUUCAAUGGAGUUGAACAGGCAGAUGGAGGGUGGACAAUAUGCUUUAAACCUCUUAUUGUGCACUUGUAUAUACAGCUCCAGAUUCAUCCUGAUAUGGUCUAAUUGUAUCUAUUUCACUGUCUGUUCACUAUGCACAUUUCUGUUUGUGCCCAGGUUUUAGCUGUGUGUUUGUCUGAGUGGGAAAGGUACUAGAAAGAGGGUGAUUAGAUGGUUUCAAGUGUUCAUGCUUUCCUUUGUGUCUACCAUGAGUGUUUAUUUUAUAUUGUCCCAGAAUGCAGUGGGAUUUUUAUUUGUUGGGUAUGUAUGUCAUUUUUUGUUGUAACUAAUAGAAUAUGACAUUUAACAAAUAAAAUAUUUUAUGGUUUCUUGAAA